CCUAUGAUCAGUUACUAGUGAUGUAGAUGGGCCUUCUCAGGCAGUACAGUGGGCUCCAGAGUCCAGAUCCACCACUUUCCCUCUCUCGUCUCCUUCUUCUAUAGUUCAUUCAUACUCGUUCCAGAGUUGUAUUGGUACCACGCACCGGGAGAGACCUCAUUCCUUAAGCAGAUCAAUCUUCUCAGGAAAAAUAAAUCUCAUUCAGCAUAUGUAAUAGAUACGAUCUCUGCUCUGCUCUUCCCCUUUUUCCUUCGGACCAAUUUUUGUCGUCUUCUUACAUCGUCUACCAGCAGGCAAAAAUGGGAGGAAGAGGAGUAAUCGGAGACAAAUGGUCCAUGAGGGUUCUCUGGGCAUGUGCAAUUGGAAGUGCAUUUAGCUUGUACUUUGUCGCUGCUGAAAGGCAAUUGCAGAACAGACAGCGAAUGCUGGCUGAAAGUUUGGAAGCCAUGGAAUUAGAGUCCAGGGAUGGCGAUGACGUUUGACUCUGAUGAAAUUACAAAACCAUAACGAGAGAGAAGAAGAGUUCUUGUCUAGUAUUUGUCAUUAGUUUUUGAGCCCACAUCGUGGAGUGUUUCUCUGUAUGAGAAUAAACUUUAAACUUUAAAGAGAUUACAUUUUUGACUGAAAACUCUUAAAAGACAGGUUUUGGUGACCAGUAAUAAUGCAUAUAUAACUCUUAAUAA
Molecule: messenger RNA, 683 nt
Organism: Humulus lupulus (European hop)
Lineage: Eukaryota; Viridiplantae; Streptophyta; Magnoliopsida; Rosales; Cannabaceae
Exons: 4
Coding region: 300-482 (60 amino acids)
Source: RefSeq, a predicted model, not a curated record